Laccaria bicolor S238N-H82 is the source of this 498-nucleotide messenger RNA. RefSeq lists its product as uncharacterized. The coding region runs from base 1 to 498 and encodes 165 amino acids. NCBI's taxonomy places the organism in Eukaryota, Fungi, Basidiomycota, Agaricomycetes, Agaricales, Hydnangiaceae. The transcript is spliced from 5 exons. The record is from RefSeq and is a predicted model, not a curated record.
AUGGUGGUAAAUGCAGAGCAUAGGGUGCCAGGCCUUGAAGGUGGGGUCAACCACAUAGACCUCAGCAAAUUUGAUAAGAGCCUCAAUAGGGGCAGUGAAGUAGGGAUUGGAGAUAUCAACAAGGAUGGUGGGGAAUCCAUAGGCCAUGUAAGAGAUGAAGAAAUCCAUGUGGGGAGUUGUUGGUUCAAGUCAAAAUGUUGCUCAUUUUCCACCAAGCAGGAUGGUAACAUCUGCUCUGAUAUCAAAAUUGUUGGACUCUGCAUGUCCCUCACUCAAGCCAUGCAGCUAUUAUACUUCCCCCAUGUCCCUCUUGCUAUGGUAUUGAUCAAGUACUCUUCCAGUCACUACCACUAUUUCUAUUAUGCUCCACCUUUGCUCAUGCAACAAAUCAUGAUGAAAAAAUCCGAGAAUUCCUCCAGGACAUCUGGAACCAAGUGCGAAGAUCUACUCCAGUGGAACACCAGCCAGAAAACUUCAUCUGGUGGAUUCAAAGCCUAG